ACACACCACUCAGGCUCAGCUCAUUAAGAGAGAUAGGGGGACAGGCAGCUUGUUAAAGGCUGAGUUCUCCUUCACAUUUGACCAUUUCUAAGCAUGUAGGGCUACUGGAUUGUCAAUUAGUUAAAAAAAGAAGAAAAAAAGGCUAAAACACUAUGCCUGGAAAACAAAACAAAAAAAGUCUUAAAAUAUGUAAUACUAAAGACAAAAAAAAGUUAAAAAUUAGACAUAAAUAGGAGGUUAAAAAAAAUUAAUAAAAAUCACCCUGUUACGCCACGGCCAGCAGAUGGCACUGCGGCACGGCUUCUGACUGGUCACGUGACUCUUUUGUUUUCGUUCGCUUCCCGCUUAGACAUUGAAUUAAGUUUGAUCAUGCCUCUGAUUUGCCCCAGGUGUCCAUGUUUUGGUUUGAUUAGGUUUGCUAUUUAAACCACCCCCCGUGUAACUGCGCACUUCUCGCAGUAUUAUAGUUUGUACUAAACGUCUGAUGCCGUUCCCGGUUAUGGUUGAUUACGAUAGCGAAUGCGUUAGCAUGUUAAGCGGUCUGGUUUCAUGCCGAGGACAGCAGAGCUCCAGCCUGAGGCCUACGGGGAGGUCUCAGCUGUGGAGCUCCCACCUGAGGUCAACAUGGUGACCUCAGUGCGACAGCUUGAGGCGGCUGAGGAGGUUGUCCCGCUGCCCUGCACAGCCGAGGAAGCUGUCCUGCUGUCCAGCCCGACAGAGAAGGCCGUCCCGCUGCCCUGCAUGGCCGAGGAAGCUGUCCUGCUGUCCAGCACAGCCGAGGAGGUCGUCCCGCUGCCCUGCACAGCCGAGGAAGCUGUCCUGCUGCCCUCCAGUCCCGCUGGGGACGCCGCCCAGCCCUCCAGUCCCGCUGGGGACGCCGCCCAGCCCUCCAGUCCCGCUGGGGACGCCGCCCAGCGUUCCCGUCCUAUCGGGGGCGGUGCCCAGCGUUUCUGUUCCAGAGCCGCUGGGGGUGGCGCCCUGCAUUCCACUUUCAGCGCCGCCUGGGUCGGUGCUCCGACUUUCAACCCCGGUGGGGGUGCUGCUCCUCCCCUCUGCUGCCCGACGGAGGCUGCCUCGCUUUUUGUGGCAGCAAGAGACAGCUCGCACAGGGGCCUGGGGCCCCCGUUGGCGGGGGUUCUUGGUGCUCUGGGAGGAGCACCCUUUGGAGGGGGGUUCUGUUACGCCCCUGUUAUUUAAACCCCCCGUGUGACUGCGCACUUCGUGCAGUAUUAUAGUUUGUACCAAACGUCUGAUGCGGUUCCCGGUUAUGUUUGAUUACGAUAGUGAAUGCGUUAGCAUGUUGAGCGGUCUGGUUUCAUGCCCUGCUCUGGUUUCAAGCCAUGAUACCAGUUUCUUGUUUUCCUGGUGAAGACCGCGUUUCCUGUGUUUGUCUACUGUUAAUAAAGACUUUGACCUGCAUCCGCCUCCAGUCCUGAUAUGUAACACACCCUCCUAAAACCAGCACAAAAAUUUUAUAAAAAAUACCCAUAACAUUCAUUAUUAUUAUUACUACUAUUAAAGAAUAUAAAGUGUAAUCAAUGUGUGUAACUACAAAGUUUACUAAUAUUUGGAUAUGUUAAUAAAGUAUAAUCUAACAUGUAUAACCAACAUUUAGAAUUAUUACUUAGAAGCAUAAUUUAAAUCCAUAGUACACUUAUUAAUCAAUUUAUAUUCUAAGUGUGUUUUGAGUUAGCUGAAUUCUAUGUCUUACUGAACAGUAGGCCCAAUUGUUUUUCUGUCAACCUGUACCUUUCUGUACAGCAUAUAUCUAUAUCUCAGAGGUCCUUAUGAAGGACUGCCGCUGGAGUAGUUUCAGAUGGAACUAAGAGCAUAUAUGCGAUAACUAACUGCUAUGUGUGAAGCUAUCUAUUCACAGGAACAGAUCUAGGGACUGAGAAAGGAGAAAGAUGCUCCUUGUCCAGUGCCUACCGGAGAACAGGUGUACUUAGGGGUGUUCGACCCCAGGAGGGAUUGGCCUUGGUUGGGAUCCUAAGACAGAUUAGGUCUCAGAACAACUGCAACAGGAUGAAGCAGAUUCCAGUUCCCCCAGUAAGGAUGAAGUUGUUUGAUGAGCCAUGCCUUGGGUGCAAGUGGUAGCCUAACCUCUCCUCAAGGGCCCCACCUACUGCAUGCAUCACGUUCUGGCUUACUACUGGAUGAUCACACCUUGUCCACGCCUGCUCCAACCUUGUGCAAUAGGAUUGGUUGGCUGCAUGUCUCUGGAAGUGUACUUAAGCCUCGUCAGUCUCCAUUGCGGGGCAGAUCGUUGCCGUUGCUUUGUGUGUAGUGAGAAGUGCUUUUUCUGUGUUGAUUUCCCCUGUGUAUGACCUUCUGCCUGUCUUUGACUUUGUUUAUGCCCUGCCCCGUUACCAAUCGAGUGCUACACUUGUGUAUAUAUGUACAUAUUAUUUUGUAAAGUAGCACCCUAAUAGUCACCUUUGUAAAUAGUGCACUGUUAUAGUGAUUAGCAGGAAGUCGGUGCCAUUUAUGUUGAUUCUUCUUUUCUCGUGGUUUUGGGUUAGCUAGGGAGUGAGGGAAGAAAGUGUAUUUUUGUUUACUUUUCUUGUAGAGUAGUUAGUUUUCUUUGAGUACAGUUAGAGGGUAUUUUUGUUUAUUAUUUUGGCCUGGUCGGCUUCUGAGG
Molecule: messenger RNA, 2641 nt
Organism: Ictalurus furcatus (blue catfish)
Lineage: Eukaryota; Metazoa; Chordata; Actinopteri; Siluriformes; Ictaluridae
Exons: 2
Coding region: 550-1197 (215 amino acids)
Source: RefSeq, a predicted model, not a curated record